GACUCCUGUCCCCAAAGUGGCAGCAGAUUCUUGGUGGACAGUUCUCAUAUCCUUGGAAAUGUGCAAAAGAUUAUCUUUAGAAAAACAGCUUUUAUGAAGCAAGAGGGACUUUUCUUCACCUGCCAGACAUGUUUAAAAGCUGCUCAGAUCAAAGUGCAAGUAGCAGAGGGACCCGUCCAUCUAACACAGCAUGCUGCUCUGAUCUCAGGGAGUCUCACACCUGUUCAGCUCUUUCAAGGAACAGGAGAUGUCCUCCACGUGCAGAUUCUGGAAUAUCAUCCUGGCUUCCACCAGAUUCUUAUAAAUACCUUGCGUGGUACAAUAUAGAACAGCAUGAUAUUCAAGGAAGUCAGCUACAUUGCCCAAGAAUAAGAAAAGGACCCUCUGAAGAAUGGUUACUCUCCAGACAAAUGGGAUGCAUCUUGGCUCCAAAGAACAGAGUCCUUGAGAAAAACAAAUGGGAAAUGUGGUUGCAGGAAAACUGGGAAGAUUGCAAGCAGUUGAACAUUUCAUUUCAGGAUUUGGGGGACCCUUAUCAACUUGAAAAUUUCAACAGGAUUCUUAGAAGAUUGAUUCGAGUAGAAACCCUAUGGUUGGUGGAUAAUUCACUGGUGGAUCUAAGUGCCAUAAGAUUGCCAAGAGUGUUCUCCUGUUUGCCAAACUUAAAGAUUCUAGAUGGGAUCUUGAAGUUACCUGAAGACUGUUCACCUCCAGAACUUAAUUCUUUUUCAAAAUUAUGUAUUUUAUCAUAACACACUCUACAUAGAAAGAAAUCAGUUAACUGUUGCUGAUAAACAGCUAAAUAUAAAGGAGAAAAAAUAUAACUUACUGCUUAUUAUUAUACUACCAAAUAACAUCAGUGAAUCGGCAGUUUUUAAAAGGCUAAUUACAACCGUGAAACAAGGUUCUGAUUGGUUUUAGUGUUCUGGAGCAAAUGAACCAAUGUUUUUAUCACUGCAAGUGUAUGUUUGCAUCUCUCUUAUUUGUUGUAUCUCAAAAGAAGAAUUAGUCUUUCGUUUUUGUUUAGAAUUUCUGAACAAUCAAAUCAAACCAUUCACACUACUUUAUAAAAUGCCUUGGGAAACCUGUGGCUAAUAAAAUCUUUAUUUCUGUA
Molecule: messenger RNA, 1114 nt
Organism: Peromyscus eremicus (cactus mouse)
Lineage: Eukaryota; Metazoa; Chordata; Mammalia; Rodentia; Cricetidae
Exons: 7
Coding region: 129-752 (207 amino acids)
Molecular function (GO): protein binding
Source: RefSeq, a predicted model, not a curated record